Acanthamoeba castellanii str. Neff is the source of this 921-nucleotide messenger RNA. Its product is annotated as phosphoglycerate mutase family domain containing protein. NCBI's taxonomy places the organism in Eukaryota, Discosea, Longamoebia, Acanthamoebidae. Gene Ontology annotation, molecular function: intramolecular phosphotransferase activity. The record is from RefSeq and is a predicted model, not a curated record. The transcript has 7 exons. Bases 1 to 921 code for a protein of 306 amino acids. Gene Ontology annotation, biological process: glycolytic process.
AUGUCUAAACUCAACGACGACACCUUGUGGGACAAGCAGGGCUUCAAGGAGCGCCACACCUCCAAAUACAGGUUGACAGACCUGGGGCGCAAGCAGGCGAGCCUGGCGGGAGACUACAUCCGCAAGUACAUCUCCAAGAAGUUUGACCGCUACUACUGCUCCGAGUAUAUCAGAGCGAUGGAAACGGCUUCGCUCCUUGGUCUUGACGGAGCCCAGUGGUUCUGCGACUUUUAUCUGCGCGAGCGGGACAAGGGCCUGCUCGGCGGAGUGUCCGAUCUGCAGAGGAAAGAAGAGGAGCACUACCGCAGCGUGAUGGCGCAUCAAGAGCGAGGCAUGACGUCGUGCUCCGGGUUCAAGGUCGUAAUGGUGUGCCACGGUAACAUUAUGAGGGCUUUCCGCGUGCGGAUUGAACGGAUGAGCCAGAGGAAGUUCAGAGAGAAUGAGGAGAGCACGGACGACCGCGACAAGAUCUGGAACUGCCAAAUCAUCCACUACACGAGACGCGACCCCGAGACCGGCAUCGUGGCGCCCAACUUCUACUGGGUCCGCUCGAUCUGCCCGUGGGACACCAGCCUCUCCUGGAACGUCUGGCAGCCCAUCCACAGGCCGACGUACUCAAACGAAGAUCUGGCGGCCGAGGUGGGACUCGUGCCGCAGCUGAUCAACAACGACGACGUGGAGCUGUUGGGCCAGACGGCCACCGAGGAGAUCGUGAAGAAGCGUGCGCUGCUCACCGAGUGGAAGGAGCGCGAGGAGGCCAUCGCCAAGAGCGACGAGGCCGAGAAGGAGAAGGAGGACAAGCGCCGCGCCAGGGAGUCGUGGCUGCCCUCCAACAACCCCAGCUCCGCCACCAGCACCACCACCGCCGAAGGAGGUAAGGGCUCACACCACAUCCAGCAACUCGAGCGCGUUGCCCUCUAA